UAUGGUCCAAACAACUACAUCCAAUGUUGAAUAUUCGACAGUGACAGAGGAAUCCUCAAUUGAAAGGAUUGGUGCUGACCCACUUGAAUACUGGCGAAAAGCAGCUAAUAGCAAUACUUACCCAAAUCUUCGAAAAUUGGCUAAAAUUUUUCUUUCUGCUCCCCCUUCAAGUUCAGAAUCAGAAAAAGUUGUUUCUCGAUUGGUUGAAAGCGAAGGUAUUGGAGGAGCUAGUUCUGCAAAUGGACAACUUGCUAAAGCCCAAAUAUUUUUGCAUUUUAAUUAUGAUAAUUAA
This is a messenger RNA of Meloidogyne enterolobii, 292 nucleotides long. The record is from the annotation of a GenBank genome assembly. NCBI's taxonomy places the organism in Eukaryota, Metazoa, Nematoda, Chromadorea, Rhabditida, Meloidogynidae.